AUGCGAAUAAACGUAUCUGAAGAAGGGACAGAGCGUGAAAGGUUCCUAGGCGAGGAAGAAAUCGUCGAACAUGUUGUGGAAAACGCGACGUCUACGAUUCAAUGGACAAUACACCGGCCAAAGCGAGGGUGGUACCUCCGCAUUCGCGGGCCAACAUUCCCGCCUGGGUCAUUCAUCUCGCUUACCCCAGUCCCACAGUCAUCGCCGUACCAUGCGGACGCAGCAUUGACCUUUGCCUGCCGUACGAACAUGCCUUCCCAGCAAACUCGCGUGUCUGUCUCAUCACCGAAGGUCUCUAUGGACUCAGACGCGACGCUAGCCGGGGAUGCAUCCCCUCAUUCAUACCCUCCGACGCCGCCUACCAAUCCCAUAGUCCGGAUUCAACCACCGUCUCCACGAAGUGUACAAGCAAGACUCGAAGAGAUCCCCGAAGCUCGUUCCACCGCUCAAGUUAUCAGGCCGUUCAUCCUUACUCCGCAUUCUAGGGCACACGUUCCAACACAUACGCAACUCUCUGUGCUCGCCCGAGUCAUGGCUGCCUUGAAAAACCAUGCUCCGUCUCAUGACAUGUCUUUCACGCUAUCACCUAUUCCGCAGGUGUCUGAGGAACAACCGUCGACAUCAUCAACAGCCGCAACUCCCGUACUGACACCCGUACCGCUCUUGACCUAUCACGAUCGGACGCCAGCGUGGAAGGUGGGGUCGACCUUUGGUAUCUUCGAGGUGGAUCGUCGCGAGGAACGAGAGCUUGGGAUACAGCCCAGCUUCUAUGUCGCCGUCGCGUUAACGUACCUCGAGUUUCUCGAAGAAAGAGAAAGCUUCUUGGCCGCCGCCUCUGACUGA
Phanerochaete carnosa HHB-10118-sp is the source of this 843-nucleotide messenger RNA. RefSeq lists its product as uncharacterized. The transcript has 4 exons. Bases 1 to 843 code for a protein of 280 amino acids. The record is from RefSeq and is a predicted model, not a curated record. Lineage: Eukaryota; Fungi; Basidiomycota; Agaricomycetes; Polyporales; Phanerochaetaceae.